Necator americanus (New World hookworm) is the source of this 642-nucleotide messenger RNA. RefSeq lists its product as uncharacterized. The transcript is spliced from 2 exons. Lineage: Eukaryota; Metazoa; Nematoda; Chromadorea; Rhabditida; Ancylostomatidae. The record is from RefSeq and is a predicted model, not a curated record. The coding region runs from base 1 to 642 and encodes 213 amino acids.
AUGUACGCUGAUGACAUUAAGAUUUACGGCAUAUACGAUGACGAAAACUACCUCGAAGUACGCACUGCACUUCAGACAUCACUGGCUAAAAUGUCCGACUGGGCUUCCAAAUGGGAUCUGCGCAUUAACUACGACAAGUCUCUGGUUAUGCACGUAGGAAUUUCUGUGGAUGAUAACCUCAACUUCACAGAACAUAUUGAUUAUAUUGUAAGAAAAGCAUGCUCUUCCCUUUUUCGACUAUUCCACAUUGGUCACAUCUCUAAUCCAACUAGUCUCACUCGUUUAUACAAAUCGUUCGUCUCACCUCAUCUUGAAUAUGGCUCUCAAAUUUGGAGCCCUUCAAGGAAAAAACAUAUAGCAAAGCUCGAAAAAGUGCAAGAGACUUUUAAAAAGGAUAAAGGAAAAAUUCAAUCCACUUGGGAUGCGCCAACGCGUUUUAUUGGAAUUCGUAAUCGUCGAGGUUUUGGAACGCUUGUUGGCCUAUACAAUGACUUGCGGGGGCCAGCCGAUGAUCAAGUCAGUGUUUUUAUCCUCCCAGACAAGACAGUCGGCCCCGGAGGGAUGAAAGGCUUAGUGAGAACCAGGGCGGAUUUGAACCUUCGACCGUGUGGCUACAAAAGACUUCUAACCGACUGCGCCUAA